Messenger RNA from Cajanus cajan (pigeon pea), 1434 nucleotides. Its product is annotated as cinnamoyl-CoA reductase CAD2. Gene Ontology annotation, molecular function: oxidoreductase activity, acting on the CH-OH group of donors, NAD or NADP as acceptor. The record is from RefSeq and is a predicted model, not a curated record. Lineage: Eukaryota; Viridiplantae; Streptophyta; Magnoliopsida; Fabales; Fabaceae.
AAACAGUCUUAUUAGUUCUAACAUAUAAAAAAAAUGAAAUAGAAAACUAAAUUAAGAAGCACAAGCACAGCUUUAAUGGGUCCAUAUCUUGAGUGGCCACUAAUAUGGUAUUAAUUUAUGGUCAAACACAGGGGUCUAUAUAAAGGCAUCACCAAUGGCAAGUGCUUAAGUGAGUGAUUUCAAUCCAUAAUAAUAUUAAUCAGUUGAAGAGGUGAAGAAUGAGUAACAACGGUGCAGGGAAAUUGGUGUGUGUCACCGGAGCUGCCGGUUACAUUGCUUCAUGGAUUGUCAAGUUCCUCCUUCAACGUGGUUACACUGUCAGGGCUACUGUUCGAAAUCCAAAUGAUCAUAAAAAGGUGGAACAUUUGCUUAAGCUUGAAGGUGCAAAGGAGAGACUACACUUGUUUAAAGCAGAUCUUUUGGCUGAAAAUUCCUUUGACUCUAUUGUUGAGGGUUGCGAUGGUGUCUUUCAUACUGCUUCUCCCUUUAUUGUCAACAUCAAAGACCCACAGGCAGAACUAAUUGACCCAGCAGUGAAUGGAACUCUUAAUGUUCUUAAAUCAUGUGUAAAAUCCUCAUCUGUGAAACGAGUCAUCUUAACAUCUUCUGUGGCUGCAGUUGCAUACAACGAAAGACCUAAAAGUCCCGAAGUUGUAGUUGAUGAAACCUGGUUUUCAAAUCCAGAUUACUGUAGGGAAUUAAAGCUAUGGUAUAUGCUUUCAAAGACUUUGGCUGAGGAUGCCGCAUUGAAAUUCGCAAAAGAAAACAACCUUGACUUGGUUGCUGUUAACCCAGCAAUGGUUGCGGGGCCACUUUUGCAAGCAGAGCUUAACACAAGUGCUGCUGCAAUUUUAAACUUAAUAAAUGGUUCAGAAACUUUUCCAAAUGAUACUUAUGGAUGGAUCAAUGUGAAGGAUGUUGCAAAUGCCCAUAUUCAGGCAUAUGAAAUUGCUUCAGCUAGUGGAAGAUACUGUUUAGCCGAGAGAGUGGCACACUUCUCUGAACUCGCCAAUAUUUUACGUGAUUUGUACCCGACAUUUCAAAUUCCAGAAAAGUCUGCAGAUGAUAAGCCUUAUGUACCAACAUUUCAAGUUUCUAAAGAAAAGGCAAAAAGUUUGGGGAUUGAAUUUAUUCCUUUGGAAGUUACCCUUAAAGAGACUGCGGAAAGUUUAAAAGAAAAGAAUUUUGCCAACUUUUAACUCCAACGUCUCCUUUCAUCAUGAGUGAACAUUAAUAAUCUCAAUGAUGUUUGGCAAAUGAUUCUGGCUUCAGGAACUCCAUAUUAUAAAAUAAAUUAAUGUUUUGAAAUAUUAAGUAUGUAAUAAAGCAAGACCACUUGUUAUCUUGUUGAUUUUAUUUUGGUUUGUAGUCGUGAAGGUGAACAACUAGUGAUAUAAGUUGGAAAUAAGUAUCAUGUUAUUUCUUGUCCAAAUA